Molecule: messenger RNA, 816 nt
Organism: Metarhizium robertsii ARSEF 23
Lineage: Eukaryota; Fungi; Ascomycota; Sordariomycetes; Hypocreales; Clavicipitaceae
Exons: 3
Coding region: 1-816 (271 amino acids)
Source: RefSeq, a predicted model, not a curated record
AUGGAGGAGCUUGUCCACGGCACUGCAGAAGAAAAUCCCAGCAUGGGACAAGGCUUGCUCAAGCGCCUUCUCUCCAACCCUCGCCAAGAUAAAGUAGGCCAAUAUCUCGAAAAACAGAGCGAGAAACCCACGCUGCAGCCUCUGUGUCCAUUCGAAGCCGGUGGAUUUGACUCGCCCAGCUUCUGCUAUCAGACAUCCUUUGCUGCGGCCGAGUUAACCAAGGGCCAGUUUCUCGCUGGGACGGCUCGCACCGAGCUUGUAGGCUGCACAGUCUUGGCCGUGGUUUCUGCUCGCGCCGUGUAUAUUGUCAGACGUGCCCUCGGAUUCCCAUGCCAUUGUCACUUUUGGGAAGACAUUCACUACGCAUCACGGAGGCACCUGCGUGGUGCGUAUGGAUUCCAGCCGGUUCUCAACAUGAUCAGAGGCGAAGGCAACACGACAUAUACAGCUGGACCGGCUCUCGACAGGUCUCUCUUCACCGGUCCGGAUGACCACACACGGGCGUUUAUCAUGACGCCGCGCAACCGAUCCACCGUCAACGACGAACUCUCGCAGCAGUAUCCGGCAGAAUACAAAAGCUUGGUCGAGCUGCUCCAGAGAGUAGUACCCGGCGUUGGCAUCACCAAAUACAACUAUAAUCCCCAACGAGAGAAUGACAAACCUAAUGCGGGCGUGAAGGAGAAGAAACCAUUCUGGAAGGGUGUUGCGCUUUUUGAGUAUGAUCGCAACGCCGACGGCAAGCAGCACCCGGAUUGGAGACUGUGGCUGGGGCAGACGAGCUUUAGGGGUAGCAACCUCGGGUUGCAGGUUGCUUGA